Messenger RNA from Tetrahymena thermophila SB210, 2214 nucleotides. RefSeq names its product kinesin motor catalytic domain protein. The transcript is spliced from 9 exons. Gene Ontology annotation, biological process: microtubule-based movement. Gene Ontology annotation, molecular function: microtubule binding; microtubule motor activity; ATP binding. The record is from RefSeq and is a predicted model, not a curated record. NCBI's taxonomy places the organism in Eukaryota, Ciliophora, Oligohymenophorea, Hymenostomatida, Tetrahymenidae.
AUGAAUAAUAAAGACUACUUAAAUGACUUUAAUUUAUAGAGAAAUAAUUACAUAGAUUAGCUGAAGAAUGGAUAAAAUAACAUUUUAGUAGCGAUUAGAUGUAGGCCUCUAAAUCAAAGAGAAAUAGAAAAAAGCGAAUAUGAAGUAGUAAGAAUUUUAGAUGAAAGAGUAGUUGUGCUAAUAGACCCAUAUUAUGAGUCUAAUUAGAAUGAUGUAUUAAGGAAGAAUAGAAAUAAAGAAAUGCAAUUUGCAUUUGAUUAUGCAUUUGAUGAAACUAUUUCCUAGGUUGAAAUUUAUGAAAAAACAUCGAAUUUUUUGCUUGAUGGUGUUAUUGAAGGAUUUAACGCUACAGUAUUUGCUUAUGGAGCUACUGGUGCUGGAAAAACAUAUACAAUGGUUGGUAGUCCUGAUAACCCUGGUAUUAUGUCAAGGACUAUGAAUUAGCUGUAUUAUUUGAUUUAGCAAAAUUCAAACCAGAAUCACUUUGUUGUUAGAGUUUCAUAUCUUGAAAUAUACAACGAAAAUAUAAAAGAUUUAUUGUCUAUAGAAGAUAAAAAUUUGGACUUGAGAGAAGAUCCUUCAUAGGGAGUUGUUGUUGCAGGUAUUACAGAAAUAGAAUGCAGCUCUACACAAGAAAUCAUGGCUCUACUGAAGGUAGGUAAUAGAAACAGAACAAAGGAAGCAACUGAAGCAAACGAAGCCUCUUCAAGAUCUCAUGCAGUGCUUUAGGUUUAAGUAGAAAUAAAAUAGUUAGAGCAAGGUCCUCAAGAAGAAGUUAAAUAUUCCAAGUUGAGUAUGGUAGAUUUGGCUGGAAGUGAAAGAGCAGCAAAUACAAGUAAUAGAGGACUAAGAAUGAUAGAAGGAGCUAAAAUUAAUUAAUCUUUACUUUGUUUAGGUAAUUGUAUUUAAGCCCUAUCUUAAAUAUAAGAAAAAAAGAACUCAAACUUGUUUGUACCUUACAGAGGCAGUAAACUUACUAGAUUACUUAAAGAUUCUUUAGGUGGAAAUUGUAGAACUGUAAUGAUAGCGAAUGUUUCACCUAGUGUUUUGACUUUUGAAGAUACUUAUAAUACUCUAAAUUAUGCAAACAGAGCAAAAAAUAUCAAAACUAACGUGGUUAGAAACAUUCUUAAUGUAGAGAACCAUCUAAAUAAUUAUGCUUAAAUAAUUCAAAAUCUCAGACAAGAAAAUGAAUAGCUUAAAAGGCAGCUUUCGGAUAAGCAAGGAAUAAACUUACCACCUAUCAAUUAAGGAAGUGAUUAUGAACAAAUAUAAAAUGAGAGCUUAAAUAAAUUAGAAAAAAUAAUAUAAAAACACUUUUAGUUGGAGCUAGAUAUUUAAAAGUCUUAAUAAGAUGUUGACUUUCAAAUAGAUAAGAUAAAUGGAUUAAUAUUUUAAUCACUUUAGGACCCUUCUAAUGAUAAAGAUAUAGUAAAGGAUAAAAUUGAUUCUUUCAAGCAAAAUUUAAAGAGUUUAAUGUAAUAAAAAGAAGAUUAUACAAAUAAAUAUAUUAAUCUCAUAGAUAAAAGAAAUGAUUUGCUUACGCAAAUAAAAUAGGCAAAUUUAUCUUUAAGCAACAAUAAUUAUAUUAUGAGCGUAUAUAAAUAAGCUUAAGUAUAAACUGAAAGCAUAGAAAUUUAGUAUAGAGAAAAAAAGUCAGAUAAUUAAUCAAAACACAAAGAAUAAUAGGUGCAAUUUUUAUAAUAACAAAUCAAGCUAAGAGAUGGAGUGAUUAAUGAUUGGAAAAAUAUAAUUUAGGAAGGGAAGUUAAAAAAUAAAAUAAUUUACAAAAACUUAAAAAACGUAGAAGACGUUGCAGAUUUUGCAAGACUGAAUCAUUCUACUAUUACAAAUUAAUCUAUUAUAUAAAAUGGAUCUCCAGUGAAUACAAGUCUCCAACAUUCUCCUAAAAGAAGAGUUUAAUCCUAGAUAAGUGUUCACCCUAAAAUGUAUCCUAAUUAAUAGCAAAAGAUAAGUUAAUAUCACCUCCCUACAAGAAAAAACCAAUUAAGUUUAUAGCAAGGCAGUGAUACAAAUUUACCAGAUUCUUAUUCUGCUCAUUCUAAAUCAAGUAAAGGAAACCGUUAGAACUAAAAUUAUUCUCCUGCUAAUUUUUAACCAAACUAUAAUCUACUAAAAGCAAGACAAUAGCAAUUAUAUUUAUAAAGAAAUCAAAAAUUUUUAAAGUAGUAAGAAAAGAAGUAUUUUAAUUGA